AGCAGGCGUCUCCAGGCCGAACUGGACGUACUUAUCUGUGAUUGCACUGCGGGGGCGCCCACCAACUACCGACCUGAGCGCUGCACAAGCACUGCAUCAGACAGCAGCCAGCGACCUUCCUGACCCGUGUCCGUCGUGUUCGAAAUCGAGAGCGACGUGCUUGGCUCGCCCAAGGUUCCCCCGUAUUUCGUCAACGCAACCGGGAAAGCCCGUGCGGCCCCCGAGCCAGAGCCUCAUGCCGCCCCUCCUCCCCGCCUUCAGCCUCAUCGCGUGCCUCCCGGUCCUCGUCCUGCUGCUGCGAGCACAGGCUGGCGCGUUCCUUCCAUUGGAGAUGAGCAGAGACGCAGGGCCGAGCACCGCAAGGAGCUUGAACGGCUCCGUGCCGCUGGACGUCAACAGUUACCCCGUUGCACCGCCGGAUCUCGAGCUUGAGCAGGUGCACGUUUACAUACGACAUGGCGAGCGCACGCCUGUCGGGGUGCGGAUGGCGGACCCGCCCGCGUCGAUCCCGAAGCACUGGAUGUUCUGCCAUACUGCUCGCAACUUCCGUGCCGCUGUUUCGAGCGCGACUCCGUCGAUCCCGGGCGUGAGAGGUCCGGUGGGCGGAGGGGAGGCGCAGCAGCAAGAGUCGCUCAGGACGGUGCGCGUAGUCGAGCGGCCGGAUGGGACGGCUGCUCCGGGAGAGUGUCUGCUGGGAGAGUUGACGGACAUUGGAAGGCAGACAACAUACGACUAUGGGCGCGGUCUCCGGCAGCUUUACAUAGACAAACUAGGCUUCCUGCCUGACGUAGCUAGUUCGCACGACGACGUCUACCUGCGAUCCACUAAUGUGCCGAGGACAAUCGAGUCGCUUCAGCAGAUCGCACAUGGCCUGUAUCCCGACUCGAAAAGCACAUCUGACUUCAUACCGCAGCUGAGGAUCCGCAACGGGAAGGAUGAGAACCUCUUUGGCAAUACGCUUGCAUGUAAACGACUCGAGAUCCUGCAAGUCGGCUUCGCAAAAGCUGCUGCGUCCGAAUGGAAUGACACUCUGGCCCCUCUGGACAAGAAGUUGUCAAAAUACAUUGGAGGAAAUCCCGUACGCUUAGACGGCAAACCGCGGGCUUCGGGCAUUUUGGAUACUGUCCGAGCCGCGAAUGCGCACGGAAUAGCAGUGCCGCCGGAGUUGAAGGACCCCGCCGUGGUGGAUCUCAUUGAGAAGGCGGUGGUUCACGAAUGGUUCGCAGGGUACCAAACUGAAGAGGUGCGCCGCCUGGGUAUGGGCCCGCUCCUGAGCGACCUUUCGCGCAAGAUGCAGGCGAAGGCGAUGAAUGCCUCAGGGGACUCACUGAAGAUCCUGAUACAUAGCACGCACGACACUUGCCUGGCCGCACUGUGCAGCACGCUUGAUGUGUUCGAUAACCGGUGGCCGGCCUUCUCGUCCGCCGUCACCUUCGAGCUAUUCCGGAGACGAACGCAGCCGGAGAAACAGCAGCAGUCGAUAUGGCAGAGCGUCCUCGCACCAUUCCGGCAGCACACAGACGCGUCUACUGAGCACUAUGUCCGGAUGCGUUACCAAAAUCGCAACCUGCCGCUGCCCGUCUGCGCCGAGGACGGCAAGCACCUCCCCGGCUCACCCGAGUUCUGUACACUGGCCGCGUUCCAGGAGCGGAUAAGGGAGCUCACCCCGGUUGACUGGGAUGCGGAGUGCGCACCCGCCGGCCUUCACGGGAAGCACGGGGGUCGGUAGACGGGCACGGAGUUUGUGCGGUAUAGAUGGCACGAAUAUUUUCUAUGUACUGGUUGCUUAGAGUAGGUCCUUCUCAGAAUUGAUGAUUAAGUCUUAUGUGCUGGGCGGAUGCCGCACGCAGGUCAGAAUUGUUGACUUC
Rhodofomes roseus is the source of this 1868-nucleotide messenger RNA. Its product is annotated as phosphoglycerate mutase-like protein. Bases 236 to 1729 code for a protein of 497 amino acids. NCBI's taxonomy places the organism in Eukaryota, Fungi, Basidiomycota, Agaricomycetes, Polyporales, Fomitopsidaceae. Gene Ontology annotation, molecular function: phosphatase activity. The record is from RefSeq and is a predicted model, not a curated record. The transcript is spliced from 12 exons. Gene Ontology annotation, biological process: dephosphorylation.